AUGGCCGUCGUCUUUGAUCGCGCACCGGUCCGGCUGGCUGGUUUAUUUUCGAGGACGGCCAAGCAAGAGGGUGCCGAGUACCGUGGUGGAAUCGCCAUCACGGUCGGUUCCUGGUCUGCGAUUGCCAUGGGUGCGUACGAGGAGCUUCGGACGUACAAGUCGUUGUUUGCUUUUGGGGUCAUACAGGGUCCUCUGGUAGAGUUUGGCUGCGCUGAGAUCAAAGGCGUUGCAGGUGGCUUUGGGUACAAUUCGCAUCUUACGUUAUCCGACGUUGACCAUGUCACCAACUUUCCUCUCGUUGCCAUGAACAAAGGACUCGCAGAGCCAAAGGGCGACAUUAUGCUUCAACUGAUAGAGCUAACCUCAGGUCCUGGGAUGCAGUGCAUCACUCCCGAAAAAGAUUCGCUGUGGCUCGCGGCUGGAAUCUCAAUCAAGGCCUUGCAAGUGUUAGACGUACUCGCCGUUCUUGCCUUGGACCCUUCUUCAGACCCAAAGUUUGGUCUCAUUGCCGAGGCCACUGCUAUAAUCCCGAAAGGAGUAGACCGCGAGAAGGCUUUUGUUGUCAUCGAGCUGCAUCUUAUCGCCGUUGUUGAUCCCGGCCACGGUCUUCUCACAGUGACUGGGCAGUUGACACCUCGGUCCUACAUUCUCAGCCCUUCAUGCAGUGUCACCAGUGGAUUCUGUAUAGCAUACUUCUUUGAGGGCUCUGGACAUGAAGGGGACUGGGUAUUGUCUAUCGGUGGCUACCAUCCAGGCUUCCAGGUUCCUGCCCACUACCCACCAACGCCCCCUAGACUCGGAAUUUCAUGGGUCUAUGACAACGAAUUAAGCAUCAGAGGUGAGGCUUACUUUGCCAUCACUCCCGCCGCUUGCAUGGGAGGGGGUCGGCUAGAUGCAGUCUUCUCCACUGGUCGAACCAAGGCGACUUUCAGCGCCUACACGAACUUCCUCAUGUACUUUCGCCCGUUUCACUUCCAGAGCGAGAUUGGUGUUAGCGUGUAUGCCUCCACAGUCAUCGGCUGGCGCUGGUUCAGCGUGGAGAUACAAGUCGAGAUCAGUGCUAUGCUGGAGCUACAUGGGCCACCUAUAGCUGUCGUUGCCCACUUGCACUUCUGGUUCCUUGAGAUAUCCGUACGCUUCGGCCCAGAUUCUCCUGGCGUGCCCAGACUUACCACUUCACAAUUCCUGGCCAUGAUCAAGCAAGCCGAGAACGAUGAGGAGGCAGCGAGAGUAGAAGACCAUUUGUUCAGCAUCCAGAGAGGCGAAAUCGCCAAUGAUCAAAACCUAGUCAAGAAGGAUCCAGUCCUCGAGGAACAUGUCGUGCGAGCAUCACAGCUGCAGCUCAACAUUCAAUCGAGGUUCCCGAUCUUGGACGCGGCCUGUAAUAACAAGCCUGCUGCAAUACAGAAUUUCGACAGCAUCUUUAUCAGCCCAAUGCAAAUUGCAAGCCCCGUCACAACGUCGACUUUGAAAGUCAUAGUUACAGAGACUGAUACUAAUAACUACCCUGCGUUUUCAUGCACACCAAUAAUCAAGAAAAUUCCCUCAAUGAUGUGGAAAAAGUACGAGGGUGAUAUCAAUCCCAGUUCACUCGGUAACUCUACCAACAAGACUUUCGCAAUGGGUAUUAUGAUCGAGCCAGAGAAAAGCGCGCCAUCGAAUGAGGGCCUUGCCGCGUACUCGGUGAUCAAAUUCUCAUCUGAGAGCAUUUUCCAUCCUGUCCCUGAAAUCAAAUCACUUGAAACGGCACAGAUGACAGUCUUUCUAGAUUCUCAGAGCUCACAGAAUGACGAAAUGACAAGGCAAAGAGUCAAGCAAAUCUUCGGAGAUUCCCAAGUCGGGGUAGCACAACAAAAUGUCUUGGAUUGUUGGUCAUUGUUUAAGGCCAGGUACACAGGAGGCGGUUGGCAAUUCGCAUCACCCAAACCAUCUCCUGCAAGCAAAGCAACAAUGCCUCCAGACAUAAAUGCUAUGCUAAGAGACAGGUUCGCUCAGGCUUUACCAGUUAUUCUUGGAUAA
Fusarium oxysporum Fo47 is the source of this 2019-nucleotide messenger RNA. RefSeq lists its product as uncharacterized. Lineage: Eukaryota; Fungi; Ascomycota; Sordariomycetes; Hypocreales; Nectriaceae. The record is from RefSeq and is a predicted model, not a curated record. The coding region runs from base 1 to 2019 and encodes 672 amino acids. The transcript is spliced from 3 exons.